AUGAAGGUCUCUACGUUGGCUCUUCUUGCUACCGUGGCUUCGGCUGCCCCGCUCCCGAAAGAUGAUGCUACGGUAGAAGCCUCGUCCUAUGCACCUCUAGUGUAUGUAGGCGGGCUCAAGAGGGCCGCGGAGGCUGAGGCCGACUCCGAGGCAGCAGCUACCUACGCUCCCUUGGUGUACGUUGGAGGUUUGAAGAAGAGGGAGGCCGAUGCUGAGGCCGACACCGAUGCCGCCGCCACAUAUGCCCCACUCGUCUACGUUGGAGGGCUAAAGAAGCGCGAGGCUGAUGCUGACGCUGAUGCGGCUGCUACUUAUGCUCCUCUGGUGUACGUUGGCGGACUGAAGCAGCGAGAUGCCGAUGCGGCAAUAGAAGCUGCGACAACCUAUGCUCCUCUCGUGUAUACUGGAGGGCUGAAGAAGCGCGAGGCUGAUGCUGAGGCCGAUCCUGAAGCCGCGGCGACCUACGCUCCACUAGUCUAUGUUGGUGGACUCAAGAGAAACGCAAAAGCCGACACUGGGGCAGCGGCUACAUACGCGCCUCUUGUGUAUACCGGAGGUCUGAAGAAGAGGGAUGCUGAAGCUGACACAGGGUCGGCAGCUACUUACGCCCCCCUCGUGUAUACCGGAGGGCUAAAGAAGAGGGACGCUGAAGCUGGCACCGAGGCCGCGGCCACAUAUGCUCCUUUGGUGUAUACCGGGGGUCUGAAGCGUGAUGCGGAGGCUGAUCCUGAGGCAGUGGCGACAUACGCGCCUCUUGUAUACGUCGGCGGCUUGAAGAACUAA
This is a messenger RNA of Didymosphaeria variabile, 783 nucleotides long. RefSeq lists its product as uncharacterized. The coding region runs from base 1 to 783 and encodes 260 amino acids. NCBI's taxonomy places the organism in Eukaryota, Fungi, Ascomycota, Dothideomycetes, Pleosporales, Didymosphaeriaceae. The record is from RefSeq and is a predicted model, not a curated record. The transcript has 2 exons.